UGAAAUUCGAGAACGUCUCGCCUGCUGUCAGUGUCCUGGUAUAUAUUGCCGUGCACCACCUCCUUGUCAUUCCGCUCAGAUCCAGCACAGACACACUCACAACGUCGUCAUGGGUUUGGUAUUUUAUUCAGUCGGCGUCCUCGUCAUGUACGUAACAUGUAUAUCUACUCAAGCGGUUCAGAAAGCAGAGGACUGUGCAGCAAGUAGUUCUUGUCCUGCACCGGGUGGAGGCUGUGUUGCCCUUGGUGACCCCUUCAUCCUGAACACCUGCACAACCCUCACCUGCACGGUGGAGAACAACAUCUAUGGACUUCGCGGGACAAUGAGAUGCGUGACAGGAGCUGGAGACUGUAAAGAUGUUGGCGAAACAUACGAAUUCAAUGCAUGUACAACUCUGACCUGCACUUUAACAGACAACUACCUCAGGUUUACAGGUGACUACAAAUGUGCACACGGAGUCGACUGCUACGAGGGGGGCUCAAAGAAGAAGUUUGGGAAUUGUCAGUAUUCAUGUUCUGUCAAAGACAUGGUCGGCUUCGUCAAGGAGGACGCAGAUUGCGUAUAAUCAACUUGAGACCAGUCUGCUUCAAGUUACAUUAUAUUUGACUGAAAUAAACGAUCACAUGUUUCUGUUAA
Haliotis rubra (blacklip abalone) is the source of this 636-nucleotide messenger RNA. RefSeq lists its product as uncharacterized. The coding region runs from base 110 to 565 and encodes 151 amino acids. NCBI's taxonomy places the organism in Eukaryota, Metazoa, Mollusca, Gastropoda, Lepetellida, Haliotidae. The record is from RefSeq and is a predicted model, not a curated record. The transcript has 7 exons.